Molecule: messenger RNA, 756 nt
Organism: Fraxinus pennsylvanica
Lineage: Eukaryota; Viridiplantae; Streptophyta; Magnoliopsida; Lamiales; Oleaceae
Source: the annotation of a GenBank genome assembly
AUGGAUCCCCAAAAUUUGAAACAAAAUACCGGAUCUAUAAUAAUCCGUGAAGUAUGGUCCGAGAAUCUCGAAUCUGAAUUUAGAUUGAUCUCAACCCUAAUUGACGAGUACCCCUAUAUUUCAAUGGAUACAGAAUUUCCGGGUGUGAUUUUUAAAUCUUCGGGGGAAGAAUCAAAGCAUCACCACCACCAUCGUGGGAAUUUGCCGGAUCUGGGAUCCGGCUACCGGGUUAUCUGGCAGUUUAAUUUCUCAGAUUUUGACGUGGAGCGUGAUAUACACGCUCCGGACUCGAUCGAAUUGUUGAGGACUCAUGGAAUUGACUUUGAGAAGAAUCGAGUUUCAGGAGUAGACUCGGCGGUUUUCGCUGAGUUGAUGAUGAGUUCUGGUCUCGUGUGCAAUGGCUCAGUGAGCUGGGUUACGUUCCAUAGCACGUACGAUUUCGGUUACCUUGUGAAGAUUCUCACGCGCAGCCCGUUGCCGACGGAGUUGACCGACUUUUUGGAAAUUAUCAGGGUCUUUUUCGGGAAUAACGUGUACGAUGUGAAAUAUUUGAUCCGGUUCUGCGAGAGUUUGUAUGGCGGUCUGGACCGGGUUGCUAGGGCUUUGGAAGUAGACCGGGUUGUCGGGAAGUGUCAUCAGGCCGGUUCAGAUAGCUUGCUGACGUGGCACGCCUUUCAAAAGAUUAGGGACGUUCACUUCGGGAAGUUUGGGCAUGAGCAAUAUGCUGGCGUUUUAUAUGGAUUAGAAAUGUGUUGA